Aegilops tauschii subsp. strangulata is the source of this 1817-nucleotide messenger RNA. Its product is annotated as tubulin beta-2 chain. Gene Ontology annotation, cellular component: microtubule. Gene Ontology annotation, molecular function: GTP binding; GTPase activity; structural constituent of cytoskeleton. NCBI's taxonomy places the organism in Eukaryota, Viridiplantae, Streptophyta, Magnoliopsida, Poales, Poaceae. The record is from RefSeq and is a predicted model, not a curated record. Gene Ontology annotation, biological process: microtubule-based process.
CGUGGGCAGUUCGGGCAUUCCGCCUCGAGGGGGAGAUUUCAAAUUUACUCAAGGUCGAGCGAUCCGGGCCGUCGGGCCCGACGAGGGAGCGCGCGUGGGCCGUCGGAUGCCGGCCGUCCCCUCCGCCGCCCACGGCUAUUUAAUACCCCCGGCGCUCGCGUCGCUCCUCCCCGGCCACCACACCCCCUCCUCCCCCACCCGUCCGCUCCCCUCUCGCCGCCGAUUGUUCUGCCUGCGGGAACCAUCUCAUAUCUCGGCGAAGAUGAGGGAAAUCCUGCACAUCCAGGGUGGGCAAUGUGGCAACCAGAUCGGUGCCAAGUUCUGGGAGGUGGUGUGUGAUGAGCAUGGCAUUGACCCAACUGGGCGCUACACCGGUACCUCUGACCUGCAGUUGGAGCGUGUCAAUGUCUACUACAAUGAGGCCUCGUGUGGUCGCUUUGUGCCCCGUGCUGUUCUUAUGGACCUUGAGCCCGGUACCAUGGACAGUGUCCGCACUGGGCCUUAUGGGCAGAUCUUCCGCCCUGACAACUUUGUCUUUGGGCAAUCUGGUGCGGGUAACAACUGGGCCAAGGGCCACUACACCGAGGGUGCUGAGCUUAUCGAUUCUGUUUUGGAUGUUGUGAGGAAGGAGGCUGAGAACUGUGACUGUCUGCAAGGAUUCCAAGUAUGCCACUCUCUUGGUGGUGGUACCGGAUCUGGCAUGGGUACCCUCUUGAUAUCUAAAAUCAGGGAGGAGUACCCUGACCGCAUGAUGCUGACGUUCUCAGUGUUCCCCUCACCAAAAGUAUCUGAUACUGUGGUUGAGCCAUACAAUGCAACUCUCUCAGUCCAUCAGCUGGUUGAGAAUGCUGAUGAGUGCAUGGUUCUUGACAACGAGGCUCUGUAUGACAUCUGUUUCAGGACUCUUAAGCUGACCACACCUAGCUUUGGGGACUUGAACCAUCUAAUCUCUGCUACCAUGAGUGGAGUCACCUGCUGCCUAAGGUUCCCUGGUCAGCUGAAUUCCGACCUCCGGAAGCUGGCAGUGAACCUUAUCCCAUUCCCUCGCCUCCACUUCUUCAUGGUGGGCUUCGCUCCAUUGACAUCCCGUGGGUCUCAGCAGUACCGUGCCCUCACGGUCCCAGAGCUCACACAGCAAAUGUGGGAUGCCAAGAACAUGAUGUGCGCCGCCGAUCCUCGUCAUGGCCGUUACCUCACCGCCUCUGCCAUGUUCCGUGGAAAGAUGAGCACAAAGGAGGUGGACGAGCAGAUGAUCAACGUCCAGAACAAGAACUCGUCCUACUUUGUGGAGUGGAUCCCCAACAAUGUCAAGUCCAGCGUCUGUGACAUCCCGCCGACGGGGCUCUCCAUGGCGUCCACCUUCGUUGGCAACUCGACCUCCAUCCAGGAGAUGUUCCGGAGGGUGAGCGAGCAGUUCACUGCCAUGUUCAGGAGGAAGGCUUUCUUGCAUUGGUACACUGGUGAAGGCAUGGACGAGAUGGAGUUCACCGAGGCGGAGAGCAACAUGAACGACCUCGUCUCGGAGUACCAGCAGUACCAGGAUGCCACUGCUGACGAGGAGGGCGAGUACGAGGAUGAGGAUCAGGAGCCUGAGGAGGACAUGUAAGGUGGGAUGUCCAUGUCGUGCUUUGCUGGGUGGGGGUUCUGGGGGCAGAGUUUGAUCUGUUUGGUGCUUUGUUAUAAAUCUGUUUAUCAUCGCAACUACCGCUUGUACGCCACCGCCAUUCUUCCUGCCUUUCCUAAGCUCUGUAUUUCCUAUGUUAUGGCACCUUUUCGGUAUUGUAUCACUUGAUGCCGUGCGGUAUGUUCUGUGUUGA